AUGUAUAGUCUUUUCUUUAGGCUCAGGCCUUUCCUUUGUCUCUCGCCGUCGUCUUUCACUGCUCCGUUCCGGCGUCGACGGAGUCUCGCGUUUAGCGCUCUUCCUACAAAGACCAAAGCCAUCGACGCAGCGUUGAUGAAGGAGAAAUGGGUGGAUUCUCUGACUCUGCCCUCACUAGAAGCAGACGAGGUUACUCGGGAGAAUACUGAGUCGAGUUUUGUCCUUGGGAUUGACCCAGACUUGUCCGGUGCUUUGGCUCUUUUGAAAAUUGACCACAUCUUGGAUUCUUCUGAAGCUCAGGUCUAUGAUACUCCUCACUUGCCAGUUUUAGUUGGGAAGAGUGUACGAAAACGUUUGGAUGCGAAGUCAAUAGUUCAAUUGAUUCGAAGUUUAGAUAUACCCUCUGGAAGCACAGCAUAUAUAGAGCAAUCAACUCCCUUUCCCAAAGAUGGGAAACAGGGUUGGUAUAGUGGAGGUUUUGGAUAUGGAUUUUGGAUAGGAACACUUGUUGCAUCAGGCUUUUCGGUCGUUCCGGUUCCGUCAUCUUUAUGGAAGAGGCAUUUUCAACUUGCUGGUGGAAACUGCACAAAGGAUGAUAGUAGACGAGUUGCGUCGGAGUUGUUUCCUUCUCUUAGUUCGCAACUCAAGAGAAAAAAAGAUCAUGGUCGAGCUGAAGCAUUGCUCAUUGCGGCAUAUGGUGAAUCCCUUAAACCCGCAAAGCUGUUGAACACGCCGCGAGAAUUAGUCUCCUCUGAGGUUUGCUUUGUAGAAAACUAG
Thlaspi arvense is the source of this 777-nucleotide messenger RNA. The record is from the annotation of a GenBank genome assembly. Lineage: Eukaryota; Viridiplantae; Streptophyta; Magnoliopsida; Brassicales; Brassicaceae.